Drosophila eugracilis is the source of this 2922-nucleotide messenger RNA. It is a transcript of the gene CTCF, whose product is annotated as transcriptional repressor CTCF. Bases 118 to 2556 code for a protein of 812 amino acids. Lineage: Eukaryota; Metazoa; Arthropoda; Insecta; Diptera; Drosophilidae. Gene Ontology annotation, biological process: epigenetic regulation of gene expression; positive regulation of DNA-templated transcription; negative regulation of transcription by RNA polymerase II. The record is from RefSeq and is a predicted model, not a curated record. Gene Ontology annotation, molecular function: chromatin insulator sequence binding; DNA-binding transcription factor activity; RNA polymerase II cis-regulatory region sequence-specific DNA binding. The transcript has 4 exons.
CUUUUAUUAGAAAUGGGCAGCUGUUUCAUUUGCACGAGAAUAAAAACUCAAAUUUAACAACAGCGACAACAAUUAGCACUUUUGAAACUAUUUGUUCGUUAAUAAUUAAGCGCCGGAAUGUCGAAAAGGACAAAAAAGGAUGAACAUUCCGAGGAUCUGCAGUCUUUCCUCAAUAAUUUCCACAAGGAAAUCGAGGACAAAAGCGAUGACAAGGUGGUCCACACAAUUUUGAAGGCCAUUCGGGCAGAGGACGGUGACUUGGAAGAGAAUGACGAUGAGGAAGCUGCAGCUGAAGAGGAGCAGCACGCAGAAAAUGACGCAGAGGAGGCGGAAGAAGAGGAGGAGGACGACGACAAGUACUUCAUAGAUGACGAGGGAAACUGCUAUAUCAAGACGACGCCCAAGAAACAAAAGGAGUUGCAGAAGAAACUUAAACAGGCAGCUGUCAAGCCCGGAAAAGUCACACGAUCGGUGGUCGGCAAGGCCUCCAAUAAAUCAAUCAAUCUGCGUCCAGCCAAAUCACCACCAAAAGCAGCCACAUCAAAGCCACCGCCAGAAACCAAGUCAAUAAGCGUACGCCCUGCUCGAGCAGCUGCAGCCAAACAAAAGUCGCCUGUGAUGCCGCCUCCACCGGCACCAGUUAACAAACUACCAAACACUAGAGGCAGGCCUAGGAAAAACCCCAUUUUACCGAAACCCGAACCCUUGGACCUGGAGCGAGAGAUCGAAGAGCUUGUGGAUGAUCCUGAUAUCAGUUCAGUGGUCAACGAAAUGGUUGACUGUGAAAUCGACAGUGUUGCCGUAGAAGCAGCAGUUCUAGGAUCGAACGAUAAUGAGGUGUAUGAGUUCGAUGACAACGCAGAAGAAAAGACGGCAGAUGAGGAGGUAGUUGACAAGAAGGAUCUUGACUUUGUGCUAAGCAGCAAAGAGGUAAAGCUGAAGCCAGCUUCUGCCAGCCAGAAUGCAAAUGCCUCGGCACAAAAGUACUUAUGCCCCCACUGCCCGUACACGGCAUCCAAGAAGUUUUUGAUCACGCGUCACUGCCGUACUCAUGACACCGAACCCGCCUUCAAGUGCUCCAUCUGCGAGAGAUCGUUUCGAUCUAACGUUGGACUUCAGAAUCAUGUGAAUACGCACAUGGGUAAAAAGCCGCACAAAUGCAAGUCCUGCGAAAGCGCCUUCACCACCAGCGGCGAACUUAUCCGGCACACCCGAUACAAGCAUACAAAGGAAAAACCGCACAAGUGCACGGAGUGCAGCUACGCCAGCGUUGAGUUGACCAAGCUUCGUCGCCACAUGACUUGCCAUACGGGCGAGAGACCGUAUCAGUGUCCGCAUUGUACAUACGCCUCGCAGGAUAUGUUCAAACUGAAGCGGCAUAUGGUUAUCCACACAGGCGAAAAGAAAUACCAAUGCGACAUCUGUAAGUCGCGAUUCACACAGUCGAAUUCCCUAAAAGCCCACAAGCUCAUCCACAGCGUCGUUGACAAGCCCGUCUUUCAAUGCACCCUCUGUCCGACAACUUGCGGUCGAAAAGCUGAUCUGCGCAUCCAUAUUAAACAUAUGCACACCGCCGAUAUACCGAUAUCAUGUCGCCGUUGUGGUCAGCAGCUUCCCGAUCGCUACCAGUAUAAGCUGCACGUAAAGUCCCAUGAGGGCGAGAAGUGCUACCGCUGCAAGCUCUGCAGCUACGCAUCGGUGACCCAUCGUCACCUGUCGUCGCAUAUGCUUAUCCAUUUAGACGAGAAGCCGUUCCGGUGCGAUCACUGUCCGCAGAGUUUCCGACAGCGCCAGCUGCUGCGCCGCCAUAUGAAUCUCAUACAUAACGAGCAGUAUAUGCCACCGGAACCUCGCGCCAAAUUGCACAAGUGCCCAUCCUGUUCGCGGGAGUUUACUCACAAGGGUAAUCUUAUCCGACACAUGGAAAUACAUGACGAUUCGGUGAACGCUCGCGAAAAGCAGCUCCGUCUUAAAAUGGGUAGAAAUGUGCGCCUCCAAAAGGAUGGCUCCAUCGUUACGGUGGCUAGGAAUCAAUACAUAGAUAUAGACGAGGGUGAAAACAGAGAAGAGGACAAUCCGGAGAUCUAUGACCUGGCGGAAAUAGAGCCAGAAAACUCGGAGAAUGAAGAUACAGGAGUAGAGGAAAUUUUGCCCACUACUUCGAUCCGGCAAAAAAAUAAACCAGCUCCCGUUAUUAUCAACAAGCAGGCUAGGCGAUCGGGCACCGAGAAUCAGCCUACGAUUAUCAAUCGACGCUUACGAUCUCGCAGCGGCACCAAAACGUUCCAUAUCAAAGAGGAACCGGACAACAUGGAUUUUACAGUGGAACUUCAAGGUGAUGAUGGCGAGGUAAUGGUGGUGGAGCUAGUUAACGGCGACGAGGAAGUAGUAGUAAAGCGCGAGCCAAGUGCGACAUCUAAGAUUAAUGCCAGCAACUGUUUUGGUUUUGAGGAGGAUGAUGAUUAUGAUGAGUUCGUCGGAGAUGCAGAAAACGAAGUUGAUGGCGCCUCACAGGAGUUUCUGCAGCUAAUGGAUAUGAUUGAGCAGGAUUCUUAGUCUCCUGAAAAACAAACACUUGAAAUAAGUAAUUAAGGCUAACUUAUGUACAUACCAAGAUUACGAUAACGUAAUUUGACGUUAUAUUGUUUUCUAUUUAAAUACAAAUACUUAAAAAGUUAAAAUGGGGUUGCCUAUGUAGAAGAUCCUAAUGAUUUCUGAACUUUGUUUUUAUUAAUCAAUUAAUUUUGCAUACAAAUUUCGAUGUGUUUUUUGGUAAAACUCAUUAGAUUUGAUUUUAAACGACUUAUUGCCAAUAGAUUGUAAUUGAAAAUCUGUAAAUGGCCCUCGAAGAUUAUAAAUGAUUUUAAACACUUAAGUUUUAGUUGACAACUUGGCAUAAAUAUUUAUUUAAAUACAUAUACA